AUGAUUCGCCAAUUCUGGGAAAUUGAAGAAGUUCCGAAUACUGCCACUACUUCGACCGAAGAACAACGAUGUGAAGACCAUUUUACAUCAACACACUUCCGAGACAACAGUGGACGAUUUGUGGUUCGAUUACCGCUCAAAGAGAACGCCAAUCAGAUGGACAGCUGCCGAAAUCUAGCAAUACGACGCUUUUUCAUGCUAGAAAAUCGGCUACAGCGCAACCCCGAACUGAAAGCGCAAUAUGUGGACUUCAUCCGAGAGUAUCUGCAACUUGGUCAUUGCCGAGAGGUAAAUGUGAUCGACAACAUCAAGCCAUAUUAUUUGCCACAUCACGCGGUACUUCGUCCUGGAAGCUCGUCGACAAAAUGUCGGGUUGUUUUCGACGCAAGCGCUAAAUCUGCUCCAACGAAUCUGUCGCUCAACGAUGUGCUGCUGAUAGGUCCAGUAGUUCAAAGCGACAUCGUCUCCAUCAUGCUUCGCUUUCGACUACACCAGAUUGUUUUCUCGGCGGACAUUACCAAGAUGUACCGUCAGAUUAAUGUGCACCCCGACGACACACACAAGCAGCGUAUAUAUUGGAGGGAGAAUCCGAACGAUCCGCUGAAAAUUCUGGAGCUACUGACCGUCACUUACGGUACUGCUUCAGCGCCUUUCCAAGCCACUCGAUGCCUGGUGCAGCUGGCCAACGAAGAAGAAGCGACAUUCCCGGUAGCAGCAAAUAUCAUCAAGUCUGACUGUUAUGUUGACGACGUCUUAUCAGGGACUGCUACGAUCGACGAUGCUAUCGAAGCACAACACCAGCUACAAUUGAUGUUGGCUCGUGGUGGAUUCCCAAUUCACAAGUGGUGCUCUAAUUCACCCGAGCUACUUGCACGUAUUCCGGAAGACGAGAAAGAAACGCUGAAGCCGCUUGCAGAUCGCCAUGUCAACAAUGUCAUCAAGGUUCUCGGCCUACUGUGGGAGCCAAUCACCGAUGAACUUUUAAUUGCCGAAUGCGCAAAGGCGCCAACUGAACGCGACCCACCAGCUACGAAGCGUAUAAUCUACUCGGAGGUAGCGAAACACUACGAUCCGCUAGGAUUAUUCGCACCUUCUAUCCUUUUAGCAAAGCUUCUGGUACAACGCUUAUGGCAAUGUAAACUGGAUUGGAACGAACCCGUUGACGACCAAACACAAAUGGAAUGGAACAACCUCAAGACCGCGCUCCCUCAACUGAUGCAGAUGCAUCUAAUGCGGCAUACGGAGCCUGCGUUUACAUCCAAAGCCUAAUGGAUGAUGGAACCGUCAAAUCCAGACUGCUAAUCAGCAAAUCGAAGGUGGCACCACUCCGAGC
Molecule: messenger RNA, 1333 nt
Organism: Armigeres subalbatus
Lineage: Eukaryota; Metazoa; Arthropoda; Insecta; Diptera; Culicidae
Exons: 2
Coding region: 1-1269 (422 amino acids)
Source: RefSeq, a predicted model, not a curated record